AUGGCACGACAAGUAUUCAUGAAUCGCCCAAAUGCAUGGCGAACCUUGUGGGGCAGGUCUUAUCAAUCGACACCAUUUAUUCGCCAUAGUCAAGGGCAUACCGUACCACGUCAAUGGCGCUGGUCAACCGCAUGGGUGCUCGGUGUGACAGCAGUAGCUGCGGGAUGUACUUGGGCCGUCAGCAGCAGCAGCCCGGUCGUUUGUGACGACGGUAAAGAGACCAACUCAUAUGACAGUUGGAAGCGGGAUAGGAUUGGGGAAUAUGAGAACCGCUUGCGAAAAUUCUCGCACCCGCUAAAGGUCUUCCACUACUUUGCAUCAGUGCGAAAGCAUGGCGAACCGCACAUGACUACUGAAGAUUUUAUUCGGUCGCUCGUACCCUACCGAAGUUACUACGGAUCGGCUACAAGGAAGUGA
This is a messenger RNA of Spizellomyces punctatus DAOM BR117, 417 nucleotides long. RefSeq lists its product as uncharacterized. The record is from RefSeq and is a predicted model, not a curated record. Gene Ontology annotation, biological process: calcium import into the mitochondrion; mitochondrial calcium ion homeostasis. Bases 1 to 417 code for a protein of 138 amino acids. Gene Ontology annotation, molecular function: calcium ion binding. Lineage: Eukaryota; Fungi; Chytridiomycota; Chytridiomycetes; Spizellomycetales; Spizellomycetaceae. Gene Ontology annotation, cellular component: uniplex complex. The transcript is spliced from 4 exons.